CGGGGUGCCAAACAUUCUGCGAUGGCGAGAUUGCAUGUAUAUAAGAUCUCAAUUUCCUCUCUAAUAGACCCUUAGAUCUCAUCAGCUUCCUACCAAACACUCCUCGAACAGUUACCACCUUUACAAUACUCAUCAACACCGUCACAAUGGGCUCCGCUCAGGUCGAAUUCAAGAACCCUUCCACCAACACUCUCCUCGAGUUGGUUAAGGCCCGCCGUACCUACUAUGGUCUCAAGGCUGAGAGCCCCAUCUCCGACGAUGCUAUCCAGUCCAUUGUUGAGAGCUCCGUCCUCCACGUCCCCAGCUCUUUCAACACCCAGACCUCCCGUGUUGUUCUCCUGUUGAAGGAGGAGCACCAGAAGGUCUGGGACAUUGCCAUCAAGGCCAUGGAAGGUCUCGUUGCCGCCGGCGCCGUCCCCAAGGAGAUGUUCGAGAACCACACCAAGCCUAAGCUUGAGUCUUUCCGCGCUGGCUACGGAACUGUCCUCUUCUUCGUCGACUACGAGUCUCUUGCCCCCAUCAAGGAGAAGUUCGCCAUCUACGCCGACAAGUUCGACCCCUUCGCUCUCGAGUCCAACGCCAUGUCCCAGUACCUUGUCUGGACCGCUCUCGAGUCCGAAGGUCUCGGCGCCAACCUCCAGCACUACAGCCCCCUCAUCGACGCCGACAUCCAGAAGACCUGGGACCUCCCCGCCUCCUGGAAGUUGGAUGCCCAGCUCGUCUUCGGUACCCCUACCGGCGAGCCCGGCGAGAAGGCUUUCGCCCCUCUUGAGGACCGCUUCAAGGUCUUCGGCAAGUCUGCAUGAGUUUCACGAUAGAACUACUUUUUAUGGUGUAAUUUGAGCGUUAGAGCCUAGACUUCAAUGGCAUA
This is a messenger RNA of Aspergillus caelatus, 871 nucleotides long. RefSeq names its product Nitroreductase-like protein. Lineage: Eukaryota; Fungi; Ascomycota; Eurotiomycetes; Eurotiales; Aspergillaceae. Gene Ontology annotation, biological process: cellular response to oxidative stress. The record is from RefSeq and is a predicted model, not a curated record. Bases 147 to 806 code for a protein of 219 amino acids. The transcript has 3 exons.